AUGUCAUCUUGGGAUCUUUUGGACGACAAGGAGGAGGCGGAACUCCACAAGACGCGUCUAGUUAAUAUCGAGGAGAAGCCCUUCAAGCGCAUCACGAAGAGACUCGCCUCGAUCUCCGCCAUCGCAAAUGCUCAGACGAAACAACAGCCCACUCCGCCUCCCGAGGGCGCAAAUGGCGAGAAGGACGCCGACACCGAAAUGAAGGAGGAAUCCGCCGCCAGCAAGACCCGCGAGAUCAACCAGAUCAAAGAAGACCUGACCCUCGACUUCGCCGCCUUCGAAAGCAGCAUCGCCCGCCUGCAGUUCCUCCUCGACGCCAACGUCCGCGAGCGCGCACGCUACGAGGCCGACCAGAAGCGCAUCCUCGCAGAGUCGCAGAGCGUACGCGAGAACAACACGAAGCUGCGCGAGCAGCUGGACGGUGCGAAGGCCACGCUUGCUCAACGUAAGGAGUAUGACAAGCUGGCCAACGCGUUGAUGGCCAAGGGACUGCGACCGCGCGUCGAACAGGAAGCCAACCUGAAGAAGCUGGAGGAGGAAAUCAAGGAUCUGGAGCGCGAGAGCGAGACAUACGGUGUGACGUGGCGCGAGCGGAAGGAGCAGUUCAGCAAGAUCAUGGACGAGGGCAUGUUGCUGCGCCGGCAGAUUCGUGACGAGAAGGAGGAAGUCGAAAGACGCGAGGGCAUGAACGAGGACGAGGAGGACGGCGAGGCCUCCAGAGGAGGACAGACACCGCGACACGUCUCUAGUGGAAACGUCACGCCGCACCCCGACAGUGGCGCCAUUUCAAGAGCGACACCGGGUCAAGACGGCCAGUCGGAGGAUCAGUCAGAGGGUUUGAAGCCGCGACCUGGUGGUUUGGGAAGCUUCUCGCGGUCUGGAAGCGCCGUACCAAGCCAAGGCGGCACGCCUCGUCCCCAGCCUGAUGAUGACGAGAUUGAGGAGGGAGAGGAUGUUGAGAUGGACGACCGGCAAGACACCCAAGUCACUUCUGGAGGCGACACACCUCAGAUCACAGUGGAUGCACCGGACAGCAUGGAAGUUGACAAUUAG
Molecule: messenger RNA, 1053 nt
Organism: Colletotrichum chrysophilum
Lineage: Eukaryota; Fungi; Ascomycota; Sordariomycetes; Glomerellales; Glomerellaceae
Exons: 1
Coding region: 1-1053 (350 amino acids)
Biological process (GO): mRNA processing
Cellular component (GO): THO complex part of transcription export complex
Source: RefSeq, a predicted model, not a curated record